UUUCGCAAACUGCAUCUACACGAAGACCAACACCGGGGUAAAUGCCCCACGAUGAACAGCGGGGCUAUAGUAACGACCAUGCAACCAACAGCCCACGCGGUCUGCAAAACUUACUCGCUGCACAGUUGCAAUAGCAGCAGCGGCUCCUUGGGGAUCAAGGUGCAGGCAGGACAGAGCGCAGGCUCCUCUCCGUCCGGGAUGCCCCAGCAAUGGGGCGCUGCUACGGGUUGUCCUGGCCAGGUUCAGCCGUCCAAUUCGGCCACCCGCUGCAGAGGCUCCAAGCGGCGCUCGAGCUCGCCGGAGCUGCUGCGCUGCAAGAGACGCUUAGCAUUCCCGGGCCUGACAGCGCAGCAAGGCGGCGGUGCGGCGGCCGUGGCUCGGCGCAACGAGCGGGAGAGGAACCGCGUCAAACUGGUGAACCUGGGCUUCCAGACUUUGCGCCAGCACGUGCCCAACGGCGCCGCCGCCAAGAAGAUGAGCAAGGUGGAGACCCUCCGCUCUGCCGUGGAAUACAUCCGAGCCUUGCAACAGCUGCUGGACGAACACGACGCCGUCAGCGCCGCCUUCCAGGACGGUCUCCUGCCGCCUGCCCGUGACGCUGCCUGCGCUGGCAGCAGCAGCAGCUCGUAUUCCUCCGCCUCGCCCUCUUUUGACGGCCGGGAGGGCAGUUCGGUGCCGGGAUCCCCGCACUCGGCUUAUUCAUCGGACGAGAGUGGCUACGAGGGGGCACUCAGCCCGGAGGAGCAGGAGCUGCUCGAUUUCACCAGUUGGUUCGGGAGCUGCUGAGCUGGAAGGCAAUGCUGAAAGCAACACUGUGUAGAACCUCAGUACCUCAUUGUCCCAGGCUCCGAUGCAGCAGAAGAGCAACAGGAACUUCUAAUUUAACAUGCACCUACUCCCUUCAAGCCUCAUUGCAAAGGAUGUUGGAUAGUCAGACCUUUCUAACCACAUUCUUUCAGUGUUCAUUUAUGAAACAAAAGACUGGUAGUUUUGAUUCUUUCGUUUU
Molecule: messenger RNA, 1006 nt
Organism: Candoia aspera
Lineage: Eukaryota; Metazoa; Chordata; Lepidosauria; Squamata; Candoiidae
Gene: ASCL2
Product: achaete-scute family bHLH transcription factor 2
Exons: 2
Coding region: 52-786 (244 amino acids)
Biological process (GO): developmental process; regulation of transcription by RNA polymerase II
Molecular function (GO): DNA-binding transcription factor activity, RNA polymerase II-specific; RNA polymerase II transcription regulatory region sequence-specific DNA binding; protein dimerization activity
Source: RefSeq, a predicted model, not a curated record